Megalops cyprinoides (Indo-Pacific tarpon) is the source of this 965-nucleotide messenger RNA. RefSeq names its product guanine nucleotide binding protein (G protein), gamma 12a (gene gng12a). The record is from RefSeq and is a predicted model, not a curated record. Gene Ontology annotation, biological process: G protein-coupled receptor signaling pathway. Gene Ontology annotation, cellular component: heterotrimeric G-protein complex. Gene Ontology annotation, molecular function: G-protein beta-subunit binding. NCBI's taxonomy places the organism in Eukaryota, Metazoa, Chordata, Actinopteri, Elopiformes, Megalopidae. The transcript has 4 exons. Bases 374 to 592 code for a protein of 72 amino acids.
UCUUAGGCGGAGCGGAGUGAAAGGUCGUCUCUCCUGGCCACCCGGAGAAGCGAGACUAGUUGAGAGUUGGAUGAAAUCAACGAGAGAAUGUAACGCAGCUGAGGGGAGAAAAGAAGAAAGACGAACCUUUUAAAAGAGAGAGCGAUCACGUUUACAGUUCUGAAGAAUAUAGGUAGCGUAGAAUUGUCACUGAGGUGUCGAAGUACAGCUUUGUUCAAAGAUCGUAAAGGUCCCCUCCCCUUCUCUUCGGUUUUACGGAAAGUCAAUCUGCGACUUACGUUGAAGCUCUUAUCAGGUUUAACGAUUGUUACCAGCACACCUGUUUCUGCUGUCAGGCCCAGUUUGAAGGAGAACCAAGCGUGCGUAGCCUGAGAUGUCUUCUAAAAUGCCGAGCUCUAACAACAUAGCACAGGCACGGAGGACAGUGCAGCAGCUGCGAAUAGAGGCCAACAUCGAGAGGAUAAAGGUCUCCAAGGCAUCAGCAGACCUGAUGCACUACUGUGGAGAGCACGCCAAGUACGACCCCCUUCUCAUGGGCAUCCCUGCGUCAGAAAACCCCUUUAAGGACAAGAAGCCCUGCACGAUAUUGUAGUGGGAGGCCUGAACUCACGCUUUUUAAUGUUCCUUUUUUUAUUGACAGAAAACAAUUUAAAGCAACCGUAUUCUAAGUUGUCUUAACUGUAAAGCAACCGUAUUCUAAGUUGUCUUCAGGCUUCUGCAGUCCACUCCUUACUAAAAACAGUGCAAGUUACUCUGGUUGGAUUAUAAGUAUUUCCCCUUUUACCUUCACUCACUGUGUUCUGACCGGUCAAAGGGAUGAAACACAAAGUGAACAUGCACACUAAUUUGUGUAAUGUCAGUUGUUAGUAAUCGGUACCCGUGGAAACAAAGCUCGAAGGUGAACGCUGAUAUUGAGUUCAGCAAAAGGUCUGCAAGGCAGCGAUGUGCAAUGUCUGAGAACUAUC